AUGGUCUUCCAGAGCCACGCCCUCUAUCCGCACAUGAACGUGUUCGACAAUCUCGCCUUCAACCAGCGCAUUCGCGGCGUCGAUCGCAAGACGUGGAUCGCAAGGUGCGGAGGGUCAGAGCGGCUGGAGAUCACCGAGCUGCUGAAGCGCCGCCCGCGCCAGAUGUCGGGCGGCCAGCGCCAGCGGGUCGCCAUCGGCCGGGCGCUGGUGCGCGAUCCCCGCGCAUCUUCCUCUUCGACGAGCCGCUCUCCAACCUCGAUGCCGAGCUGCGCGUGCGGCUCCGCACGGUGA
Messenger RNA from Geodia barretti, 291 nucleotides. NCBI's taxonomy places the organism in Eukaryota, Metazoa, Porifera, Demospongiae, Tetractinellida, Geodiidae. The record is from the annotation of a GenBank genome assembly.